UCUUUUCCCUUAGCUCACUCCAACAAUCAAUCAUCAAAGCUGUGAAACCUCGUCUCCUCUCCUCUCCAUCUAUGGCGGCGACACCGAAUGAGGAAGCAAUCAACACUUUCAUUAGCAUCACCGGCGCUUCAGAAUCCGUCGCCGUUCACAAGCUCCAGGAGCAUCAAUGUGAUCUUCAUCGAGCUGUGAAUGCAUUUUUCAACGAGGCUUGUCAAAAUUCAGUACCAGUGAACGUCCCUCUAGACGAUGCAAUGGAUAUAGAUGAUGUGACACCCAUAGAGGUUAGGGAUAGCAGUGGGCCAUCAGAACGAUCUAUCGACCAUGUCACGGAAACAGUACAUGUUCAGGGUCCACCUACCCAAGGGACCGUUACUAUAGAUGAAGAGAGUGAUGAUGAUAAUGUUCCUUUUGCACCAACAAGAAGAGGAAGUAGGCAAGUUAUACAUGCACCCAGUAAUGUUCAAGAUUACAAUGAUAUUGAAGAAGAGAUGAUUCAAGCUGCCAUUGAGGCCUCUAAAGUGGAUGUUGAGGGAUUAAGUAAUCCUUUACCUCUUGAGAGGCCGCCGUCUCACAUUGGAGAUGAUGAUGACGUAGCAAAAUCUGUCACGGUGCAGUCAGCUGAGGAACAAGUGUUGCGCAAUCAAGGGUAUAACGCCUCAACCUCGGCUUCUGCUCAAGGACAUACGCAAGCCCUGAAUGGAAGAUUGGCAGCACCCACCUUACCAUUUGAGGAUGAGUCCGAUGACGACGAUGAUGAGGAACCUCUUGUUAGACACAGGCCAAUACGUGUGGCAUCUGGAUCUCUAGCCCAACCUGAUGCUGAUCGUUCCCGGAGCAGGAGUCCUCAAGCGGACAAUGGCAAUAGGUUUCCUUCUGAGUGGGGAGGCAUUUCGUCUGAGGAACAUGAUGAAGCUGUCAUGCUCGAGGCAGCCAUGUUUGGUGGAAUUCCCGAAACUGGAUAUAAUCAUCUUCCAUUCUUACCUCCUCAGCACAGGGCACCACCCUCACCUUCAUUGACAGCUCAGAGGUUGAUACGUGAACAGCAGGAUGAUGAGUAUCUUGCAUCCCUGCAAGCUGACCGAGAUAGAGAACUACAAUCCAUUAGAGAUGCCGAGGCACGUCAAUUAGAGGAAGAAACUGCUAGAAAGGCUUUUCUUGAGCAAGAAAAGAAAAAACUCGAGGAGGAAAAGGAGCUAGAGAGGCAACUAGAUGCAAAAAAGGCGUCUCUACCUAAGGAACCACAAGCAGAUGAAGAAAAUGCUAUUACCCUUCUAGUCAGGAUGCCAGAUGGAACUAGACAUGGCCGUCGAUUCCUUAAAUCGGACAAACUCCAAUCUCUUUUCGACUUCAUAGACAUAGCCAGAGUGGUGAAACCCAAUACAUACCGACUGGUGAGACCUUACCCUCGGCAUGCGUUUGGGGAUCGGGAAAGUGAGUCGACUCUGAAUGAUCUUGGUUUGAGCAGCAAACAAGAAGCGUUAUUUCUCGAGCUCAUCUGACUUAAAACUUUUAGCUCUUAAAAUAUAUCACACUUCUUGCAUUCGUCUUUUUUCUUUCAAGUUAUUUUUUCAUCUUUCUUUCUAUAAAAGCAAAUUUUUUUUUGUUGGGUGUUAUUAUAAAGUAAACAUACAGUCGUCGAUUUAGGCGUUUCAUUUGUAUAUACGUUACACAUUGCCUGCAGAAGAAAAAAUCAAACUGAGAACAUCGUAAAACCUUAA
Messenger RNA from Raphanus sativus (radish), 1718 nucleotides. RefSeq names its product plant UBX domain-containing protein 8. Bases 72 to 1499 code for a protein of 475 amino acids. Gene Ontology annotation, molecular function: ubiquitin binding. NCBI's taxonomy places the organism in Eukaryota, Viridiplantae, Streptophyta, Magnoliopsida, Brassicales, Brassicaceae. The transcript is spliced from 10 exons. The record is from RefSeq and is a predicted model, not a curated record.